ACAGCAACUUGUCACCAAAGAUGGCGAUUUGCUGAGUGCUCAUGGAUGUACACAUUUCUCGGCUAGUUGCGAUCUCACCACGAACAACGAGCUCCCAGACGAACUAGCCGCCCGGCGAGUGCCCGUGUCUCCCCCCCCGCAGGCCGCCAUGCAGAUCACCCUGAAGACCCUGCAGCAGCAGACGAUCCAGAUCGAGAUAGACCCCGAGCAAACGGUGAAGGCGUUGAAAGAGAAGAUAGAAGCAGAAAGAGGUAAAGACAACUUCCCCGUGUCCGGCCAGAAGCUGAUCUACGCCGGGAAGAUCCUGCAGGACGACACGCCCAUCAAGGACUACAAGAUCGAUGAGAAGAACUUUGUGGUGGUGAUGGUGUCCAAGGCCAAGCCUGCAGCUGCCGCCUCGCCCCCGGCCUCAGAAGCUCCCAAGCCCCCCGUACAGGACUCUGGCUCCACGUCAACAGCUGUGCCGGCCACAACCCCGGCCCCGGCCCCGACCCCAGCAGCUGCCCCCGUCCCCCCCGAGGAGGCCAAAGAGGAGCCGAGUGCCGCGGAUACAGAACCACAACAACCAGCCAGCUCCAGCGGUGGGAGCCAGGGCCUGGAUGCCUCCUCAGCACUGGUGACUGGGGCCGAGUACGAGGCGAUGCUGACGGAGAUCAUGUCUAUGGGCUAUGAAAGGGAGCGAGUGGUGGCUGCACUACGGGCCAGUUUCAACAACCCCCACAGAGCUGUAGAAUACCUCCUCACUGGUAUCCCCAGCAGCCCAGUCCAGGAGAGUAAUCCACCAGUGCCGGCCCCUGCACCUGGACCCACGGAAGCCCCGUCUCUAGCGGAGGGAGAAAAUCCACUUGCAUUCCUGCGGACCCAGCCCCAGUUUCAGCACAUGAGACAGGCCAUCCAGCAGAACCCUGCUCUGCUGCCUGCUCUCCUGCAGCAACUAGGAAGAGAGAACCCUCAACUUCUACAGCAAAUCAGUCAAUAUCAGGAGCUAUUCAUCCAGAUGUUGAACGAGCCAGUGGGGGAGGGAGGAGACGCACCAGAGGUUGGAGAGAUGGGGGCGGCGGGGGAGGAGGGCGCGCCUGUCAACUAUAUCCAGGUUACACCUCAGGAGAAGGAAGCCAUCGAAAGGUUAAAAGCGUUGGGUUUCCCUGAGCCUCUGGUGAUCCAGGCCUACUUCGCCUGCGAGAAGAACGAGAACCUGGCGGCCAACUUUCUCCUCAACCAGGGAAUGGAGGAUGACUGAACACAGAUCACUGCCUUCCUGCUCCUCCCUCCGAACCUCCUUCCCCUCUUCGGCUCAUUAUAAAGACUGCACCCCCCCACCCCCAAUUUUACUGUACAGCUACCAACCUCAGCUCGGCCCAGGAGGAGAGGGGGAGAGCCAGCAGGGGUGUGGGGGUGGGAGAGCGGCGGCAGCGGGAUGGGAAGGGGAAACGGGGUGGGUUAGGUUAUUGGGGGGGGGGGUUACAUGCUUAAAGUACACAAAGCGGAGGCCGUGUGCAGGAAGGUCAGACGUGGAUUAUCAGAGGUCGGGGGGCGAAAAUGUGUGGAGGAAUUAUAAAAUCCACGUGAAUUCCAAUGGAAUGUGUGGGGUUUGUCUAGGGGAGAUCUAUAAUUUGAUUUUAGACGCGCUUUGUGAACAUUAGGGGAGGGGUCUGAAGGGUUUGCAACGAGAGUGCGUGCUUGUGUCUGCGUGUGUGAGUACGUCUGUGUUCCUGUGCAGAUGGAUGUGAUACAGUUACGCCGAAAAAAAAAGUAAUCGACAUUUCUUUUUUUUUGUUUUUUGCAUUCUCUAAGUUUUGUUAAUGCUGUAGCCGGAUUGUAUGGAAGCACAUUCUACCUACUGCACUUCUACGACAACAUUAUCAGUGUGUGUAACCUGCUUGUGUGUGUGUGUGUGUGUGUGUGUGUGUACCUCUGUAAGCCUCAUGUACGUAACGUCCGAGGAUGCACUGGAGCGCGCUGCCCUCGCCGUGAUGUCGCUGUGGGUCUGUUCGGGGCGAGAAAAGGAAACUAAACUGACAAACGGCGUAUCUGGUUCCUCCGCUCACUUUGUGUCCCCGCGUCUGUUCUCAGCCAAUCAGAAGCCCUGCAAAUGCUGUGCCUGCCUAUUUCGGUUACUCAAAUGUGUGGAACUAUUUUGUCUAUGCUGAUCGCUUCUGGUGCUAAUUAACACUACCCCCAACCCCCCCCACUUUCUGCUAUUCUGAUUUAAUAACACAGUAGAAGGACGUUUAGGUUUAAUUCCUGUCAGUUGUAACUACUCGUAGAUGCAACUAAAAAUGAUUAGAAAUUUAACGGUGGCGGGAAUGUUCCGAGUUUCCUGAUUUAAACAGAAAAUAUUUUUUCCCCAGUUUUACCAAAACGUUUGACUCCCGACAGCUCGCUCUCUUUAACUGUUAGUUUUGGUUUGGACACGUUUCUUUGCAUCAAUCGACUACAAAACCACAUUUAUCUUCUUGGAUGCAUUCUUUGCGUCUGUGGGUCGUGCCGACGAGGAGUAAAUCAUCUGCAUGUGCAUUGAUCGGUGUCACGAUUGAUUCUCUCUUUUCUGGUUAAGUAUUAACACAUCCUAAGAGAUUUCCUCCCCUCGUACUUUGUGCCACCGGGUCCGGAGAAGUAUUUGCUUUGUAACGCAUCUUUCAGACAUGAAGAAAAAUCAACUUAAGGGAAACAACGGAACCAAAUCGAUCUGUAUUUUUUCUGUCAGAUAAAACUGUACCUUCAUCUUUCUAACCUGAGGCAAGUUGUAUUUUAAACCUUUUGAUUUGAGUCUAAGUUCUGAUAAAGCUUAGAUUGAAUUCUGAAUAAAAGAAAAUGACAGUAAAUUAACUUCUCUGUGACUGUCCAAAUUUUCACUUUCAACUUAAAAUGAUCUUUUGUUAUAAGCGGUGGAGCCAGAGAUGGAUAAUUAGCUGCAUGGAUGGAUUCGUGAGAACAGAGCCGGCAGCACCUCUACCAGAAAUACCUAAAAUUAAAAUGUGGAAUCAAACAAAUGAGCACAGAUGUUGGAAAAAGUCCAAAAUGGUGCAAAGAAAUACAAACAACCCUAAACAGAGACAGAAGUUAAAGAAGAGCUGAUUACUGGAUUCACAUUUUUACUCCUGGUCCGAAUGUUCCACCCCCUAAACUCAAAACCUCUGAACCAGCCUCCCGUGUUAUGUAUCUAACGCACGGGACGACUUCUCACACGUGGGUGAAGGCUCCUUUAUGCACAUUGAGGUUCAUCUACGCACAACACAAGACGACUGUUCUGUCUAAUUGUCACAAUGUGUCCUCGACAAAUCUCUGUAUGAUGAAGCGUGUGUCGGUCACUGCUGCCUGGAUGUGUGAGAGUGGGGGGGGGGGCAGUGUGGUUACCUGAACUGUGGGUCCGUGAGGAGAUGGAAACAAAGUGCAGUGUGAUUGUGUUUGAGUGACGGCAGCUCUACUGUCCGACAGCAUCAACAUGAUCUUAGACUGUGCUACAUUAAAUAUCAGCAGUC
Molecule: messenger RNA, 3482 nt
Organism: Hippoglossus stenolepis (Pacific halibut)
Lineage: Eukaryota; Metazoa; Chordata; Actinopteri; Pleuronectiformes; Pleuronectidae
Gene: rad23aa
Product: RAD23 homolog A, nucleotide excision repair protein a
Exons: 9
Coding region: 149-1240 (363 amino acids)
Biological process (GO): nucleotide-excision repair; proteasome-mediated ubiquitin-dependent protein catabolic process
Cellular component (GO): cytosol; nucleoplasm
Molecular function (GO): polyubiquitin modification-dependent protein binding; ubiquitin binding; proteasome binding
Source: RefSeq, a predicted model, not a curated record